Messenger RNA from Apis laboriosa (Himalayan honeybee), 595 nucleotides. Its product is annotated as protein FAM177A1. NCBI's taxonomy places the organism in Eukaryota, Metazoa, Arthropoda, Insecta, Hymenoptera, Apidae. The transcript is spliced from 3 exons. Bases 83 to 532 code for a protein of 149 amino acids. The record is from RefSeq and is a predicted model, not a curated record.
UGUAAAUAAUAUUGAUUAAAAAUCUUUUUUAAUAUAAGACUUUAAUAUAAGAUUUUUAUUAUAAGUAGUUAAAUCAUUCAUUAUGGAUUCAGAGAAAAAUGAAUUUUGUGAUUUAUCUGAAAUUAUUUUAAAUGAAAACACUGACAGUACUACACAAUUUCAUAAGACACUAAAACGACCAAAGCGUGUAUUACAUUUUUCGGAUGGUGAUUUAGAAGAAUAUUCUGAAGAUGAAACAGAUUCAAAAAGUGUAAAUAAAACACUGAACCAAAUAGAUCCAAAAACUCUAAAUUGGUUACCUUGGGCAUGGUAUCAAACUACUUCAAUUGGUAAUAAAUUAUUAGAUGGAUGUGAUUAUAUGGGCGAAUGGUUAGCUAAUUUUUUUGGUAUCACAGCACCUAAAUAUCAGUUUGAAAUCAAUGAAUUUUAUAGACUUCAAGCUCUUGAAAAUGAGAUGUUACAUAAACAAGAUUUAGAAAUGGGUGGAUGGAAUGAAAACAAUAAAAAUAAUCUUGUGAAUAAUAUACAAUAAAUUUAUAAUUUAUGUUUUAUAAUAUACUUUCAUUAAAUUAUUAAUUUUAUAUUAAUAAAGAAU